GUCGAAGCGGCGGCAGCAAGUUCAAUUUGCGGAGUGUCGAGCAUUCAGAGCGUUUGCGAAGCAAUGUUUUGGUAACAAUUUGUGACCAGCAGCAAACAAAUUAAAUGUGAAAAUUUUUAAUGUGCCAGUUAAACGGUGAAAUUGUCAAUAAAUAAAUAAUAAUAAAAAGUUGUUUGCUUAAUGUUCACUGGCAGUGGCCAAAGGUCGGCCAAUCCACUAGAGCUGGAGAUUAAACGCAGUGGACUUAUAGCGCGCCAAAAUCGUGUGUGUGCGUUGACACUGAAUAAAAUAUCAAUCACUUAACAAUUUCCGUUGUUUGUUCACGUCACGAGCUUGUAUCCAUUCGCAACGUAGUGAAAACAAAACGCUAUAAAAUCUUAAUAGCGAAAACAAAAGAAACAAAAACCAAAGAAAAGCUCCUUUGCUAAGUCGCCAUAUUAUUCGGCAGCACCAUUAACGGCACACAACCGCCCGUGUCACCGCCGCCGUCGCCGCCACCAACGGCGGCCAACGCGCAGCCCAUCAAAAUGCAGCGUCGCAUGUCGAUAACGAUACGCGAGUACAAAUUCUUUCGCAGCUUUUCACAAAAAUUCGAAAACUGGCCCAAACGCAAGGCGGAAGCAUUAUGGCGCAAAAUGCGCGAACGCAAAAUCGCAGAGAUCGAGGCCGUUGAAGCGUGUAAAUGGCUGCGUGCUGCCGGCUUCCCGCAAUAUGCCCAAAUGUAUGAAGAUCACCAGUUCCCCCUCGACCUGACUAACGUGGCCAAGGAUCACACGAACCUAGAGAAUGAUCAACUCCAAUCACUCUACCGACGUCUUUGUAUAUUGAAUCGCUGUGCCAAUAUGCGUCUCGACCAAGCACACAAGGCGCAAACGCCGCAGGUUUGUCAACUUCCCCUCUCUAAAUUACCCCUUAAAGUACAACAAAUCAUCAACUCAAUCACGUACGAUUCAUCCCAGCAGAAGGAGGACUCCGAUGAUGAGAAUUGUGCGCUUAGCGAAAAUUGGACAUUCCAGCCACAUAUACGUCGUUGGUCGCGCAUUGGUGAAAUGGGUCUUGAGCUGCCACCCGCCGGUAAGUUGAAUAUCGAGAAGACAGAAAGUUCAUCCAAGGAGUCCAGUCCAGAUCGCUUUGAAGAUGACAGUUACGACAUGCCUGGCGGUGGUGGCCUUUCGCUUACUCUACCUGGUAAUUCCACAGACUCCAUCCUCAAUGAAUCGACCGAUUCAGCAGCGGUGCGUUUGCGUCGCACUGGUAGUGAACGUUUUAAGGAUGGUGCCAAAGCAUUCCUACGACGCGUAGAGUCUAUAAAAUCUCGGCGACGAAAGCGUCAAAAUCGCGAGGGUAUUGUUAUCAGUGGGCCACAAGCAUUGGAUUUGUCACAACUCGGCCAGCGCAGCAGCAUACGUAAACCGGAUGCUGUAUAUUCCACACCACCUUCACCAUCAGCGGUCAGUCCAAUGCACACAUUCCCGAAGGGCCCGAUGUUUGGAAAUGAACUGAAAGUACCAUCACAAAGUGAAACUUUCCUCAGUCCGAAUCGGGCAAGUCCCAAACGUACACCAACCACACCGCGUUCGAUGCGUGCCAGCCCACUACAUUUUUUCUCGAAUCCGAUGCCACAUUUGAAGGAGGGCAAAUCAGAUGACUCUUCUUCAUACUACAGCGAUAGCCAAGAAUCGUCCGCAGGUGGUAAAUUAUCCCUGCGCAAGACUCCAUCAAAAACACGCAGAUUUUUGCAACGCACCGGUAAAGUAGAUGAUAUAGGCGCACAUUCAGACUCCGAAUGUCAUCACGGUAGAAAAUUACUGAUAAAGGACGCCAAUUCCAACAACACUGAGAUAAAAGUCAAGAAACUGACACGCGGUGGCUCACUUAAUUUAGGUAAAGACCCUAAGAAACGAGAAGGUUUCCGGUCGGCGAGCUUCCGUUCGCGUUCCACUUCACGUAAAGAAACAAAACCUGAAGAAACCGAAAAUAUUAAACGUACUCCGGUUGUGCGAUGGCAUAGUUUUCAGAUGGAGGAGCGUCCAAACAUGAUCUUCCGGAAAUGUUUCUCGCAAAAGAUCGAUCCUAACAUGAACAAUCAUGGCAUUCCAUUUGUGGCCAUGUCAGCAGGCCAGCUACACAUUCUACGCAAGCUUGCAUUGGUCAUACUCACCGGGUAUAUGGAGCGUUACUGCCCAACACAUCGCUCUGGUUGGAAUUGGGAGCUCCCCAAGUUUAUUAAGAAAAUCAAAAUGCCCGACUACAAAGACAAGAAAGUGUUCGGAGUACCACUGUUGUUGAUAUUGCAACGUACCGGGCAGACGUUGCCGAUUGCGAUACGAGCAGCCUUCCGUUGGCUGCAGGUCCGCGCUCUCGAUCAGAUCGGCCUAUUCCGCAAGAGUGGUGUCAAGUCCCGCAUUAUCAAGCUAAAGUCAGAGGUGGAACAACUCGAUUCAACGGCGCUUUGCAUGGAAGUGUAUGACACACAACAAGCUUACGAUGUAGCCGAUAUGUUGAAACAGUAUUUCCGCGAUCUACCCGAAUCGUUGCUCACCACCAAGAUGUCCGAAACCUUUGCAGCGAUUUUCCAACAUCUUCCCAAGGACGUGCGUUUAGAAGCAGUACAGUGCGCCGUACUUCUACUACCAGAUGAAAAUCGCGAAAUACUCUACGCUUUGCUGGAAUUCUUGACGCUAGUGGCAGCCAAUGCGGAGCAAAAUCAAAUGACUGCAAAUAAUUUGGCGGUUUGUCUGGCACCAUCGCUCUUCCAUAGCACUAUUUCGACAGGUGUAGCUUCGGUUUCAGCCUCACCCAGGAGGCGCAAGGGUGCCGGUGUGCCUGACGAUAAAGAACUACAAGAGGCAAAAGCUUCACAUGAAUGCCUGUCCUUUAUGAUUGAAAACUACAAACAAAUCUUCACGGCGAGCAAAGAGAAGAUAAGCAAAUGCAAUUUCGGCUAUAUGGAAGAGUCGAAACCAGUGCCUCUGGAGGCACUAGGCGAGGGCAUGCAGUUCCAUAAUUGGCGGGGAUAUCUGUAUGAAUGUACCAAGGCCACCAUCAAGGAGGGUAGAGAGAAAACUCGUGGCUGGUUCACGAUCUCUUCACAAAAUGACAGCAACGUGGACAUUGCCUACAAGAAAGUUGGCGACGGCCACCCUUUGCGUUUGUGGCGCUGUACCACUGAAGUCGAGGGCCCCCCUAAAGAGGUCUUGGACUACAUUAUCAAGCAACGCGCCUCAUGGGACUCGAACUUGCUGGAGAGUCAAACUGUUAAGAAACUGGACGCCACCACGGAAAUAUUCCAAUAUGCCAUAGACGGGCAGUUCACCACCGACUUUUGUGUGCUACGCUCUUGGCAAACAACUGAUCUGCCGCGCGGCGCCUGUGUUAUUGUGGAAACCUCCAUCGAUCAUGCAAAGGCAAAACCGAUGUUCGGCGCCAUUAGAGGUGUUGUGCUGGCUUCGCGCUAUUUGAUAGAGCCCUGCGGCAGUGGACGAUCACGCGUAAUGCAUUUGACGCGGGUGGAUGUUAAGGGCCGGACUCCCGAGUGGUACAACAAGAGUUACGGACACAUUUGCUCGCUGUAUUUAUCAAAAAUCCGCUUGGCGUUCAAGCAUGUCGCUGACGGUCCUGAGAGCAAGGUGUAAGAUGAUAUAUAUAGAAUAUCGUGAGAUUAUCUUCGGAAAUCCAAAAUAUAAACCACAAAUUUCGAAACACGAAAAUACGAUAAACAAACUAAAGACAUCACAUAGCUAAAGAAACCCUGAGAACUGAUUUAAAAAGUGUGUCUUGCAUUAAAUGUCGCAAAUCCUAAAGGCAUUUACUUUUUACUAAAAGUAAAAAUAUUAAGCAAAAAAAUACUAUGUUAAAAACUAAAGCAAACACUACCCAAAUACGAUAAGAGUUCGAAAGUGCCCAAACUGAAGUUACAAAAUAUUUUUAAAAGGUUCAACAAGGUUUACAAGAAUAUUAUAUAAGCGUAAAUGACUCAUUUAAAUGAUAUUCCUUAAACAAAACAACAACAAGGCAUUCAAAAAGUAACGCACAUUAAACUUAUACCCAGGAAGAAUUACAUAUCUAAAAAUCGCUGAGAAGAAGCGGGCGCUGGUAUUUUGAGUCACUGCAAUUAACGGAAAUGGUAUUGUGAAAAAAUAGGCAUUUAUCACGGAUAGCGCUCAAAUUCCUUCAUUACCUCUAUUAAAAUGCUGGCUAAUUCGCCUUGGAAAAAGGAGGACAUCAAGGCAUUCUCAAUUUUACUUGUAAAUACUUUAUAAAUUAUGGAAAAUGUUUAUAUUUUUCCAAACUGACAGAAUGCAAUAUUUUUUCGUUGCCUUAAAAAUUACGGAAGUAAAAUUUAAAUCUAAAUGUAAAAACAUUGUAAAUAGUAAAUAAUUAGUUUAAGAGCCCUGCGGCAUUUUUUUAAACAUUAAGACUACUACUUUAUUUGUAACAUAUAAAAAUAAAAAAAUUAAAAUGUAAACCACUGCAAGCAGUUAGUGGAAAUGUAUGUUAACCCUUUAACACAAGAUAAUACUCAAAACCGAAGCAUCACAAAAGUUUUUUUUUACCGAAAAUACAUUUGCCUUCAAAAAUAUGAAAGAAACUAACUAUAAUUAUACUUGAAGUUUCACUUAUAUUUUCGAACUUCGUGCACUUAAAUAUACAAACACACAAUAAAUUAACAAAAUCGUAAAACCCUAUGCUAACGUAGUUACGUAGAUGUGAUGUAUAUUUGUACGUAAACAUGAAAAUUCCAAGGAAACGCGAGAAACUGCAAAAGAAACAAAGAAAGUAAGCGAAGCGGAGAACCACAGAAAUCAGCGACAAUUAAUUCAUUUGGAACAUGAAUGAAAAUAGCGACACCUUCGAUCCGAAACUAUCUACAAUGGAACAGAGAGAAAAUUAUCAACUAAAUGGAAAAGUAAUUUAUGUGGAAAAUAAUUCAACUAGUCAAAUUGUUAAAUUUAAGCCUAACCGUAUACUGUGUAUGGAACCAGAAAGAGAGCAAGCGCGAAUGAGAGCGGUGCAAAGUAUAAGAAACGGUAUUAAAUUGUUAUACCCAGCAAAUAUCUGUAAAUUACUAACCUUAAUAUUUAAGUGCCCAUAUACUGACUCGAUGUCUGUAUGUAUGUAUAUGUGCAUAUAUGUUUACCCGAAGGAGUAUGAGUAGUUAAUGCGCGAGGUUAUUGAGUAGACGAAAGAGUAAUUCGUUUGAAUAAAAGUUCAGGAAUAUAAAAUUGGAUAUUUUUAGCAAUUAUACAGUUAUACCAUAGUGAGUAUAUAUAUAAAUAUAUCUACGUAUGCAGAAAUACAUGUCAAAAACUAUGUUUACUCAAAUAUCGCGUUUGCUGCUCUCAAACAAAUAAAUAAAAUUAUAUAUACAUAUACAGAAAGAAA
Molecule: messenger RNA, 5385 nt
Organism: Bactrocera neohumeralis
Lineage: Eukaryota; Metazoa; Arthropoda; Insecta; Diptera; Tephritidae
Gene: cv-c
Product: rho GTPase-activating protein 7
Exons: 9
Coding region: 528-3635 (1035 amino acids)
Biological process (GO): signal transduction; actin cytoskeleton organization; regulation of Rho protein signal transduction
Molecular function (GO): GTPase activator activity; lipid binding
Source: RefSeq, a predicted model, not a curated record